CAGAAGAAAUAUUAACCCCCACCCCCCACCACAAUCGACCAAAAUGGAGUAAUGCCGAAGGCAGUACUAGAUGAGAAUUCGUGUAAUGUAAUUCAUUAUUCGAGCAGACAUUAUUCCAUCGCAAGGGAAUUUUAGACUUUGAGAUACCGCAGACACCAUUUUUGUUCCUGUCGUCAAGCUUUCUGCAAGGAACAGAUAAUAAUGGAGCCAUCGGAGCAAUCAGGCCCAGACUCAGGUUCUCAGGAUGUUAACCCAGUGUUUCUGCAGCAGCUCAGAGAGCUGGACAUCCCAGAGGAGGCGGCCAAACAGGCACUCUUGCAUACUCGGAAUGUGUCUGCCGAGGAAGCGGCCAUGUACUACUUCAACAAGCUGGAGAAUGAGGAGGAGGGUGAUGAUGACCUCAUUUACAAGAUGGUGUUUGUGGUGAAUAUGGACCUUGCCAUGGGCAUUGGGAAGGUGGCUGCUCAGGUUGGUCAUGCUGCUGUGGGCUUGUACCAGGCUCUACAAGAGAAGAACAGCUGGAGGGAGAUGGCCUGGAGGUGGGACCACAGUGGGGCCAAGAAGGUGGUGGUCCAGGGCACCAAUGUGGCUCAUCUGCUGGAAUUGCAGGCCCUGGCCAUGAGCCUCAGUCUGCCCACAUAUCUUGUCCAAGAUGCGGGACUUACCCAGGUGGAGUCUGGGUCCCGCACUGUCCUGGCAAUCAUGGGGGAAGAAGAGAUGGUGAAUAAUGUCACUGGCAGUCUGAAGCUGCUCUAAACGGCUUCUAACUACAGCUUGGGAAAGGCAUGGCUCUGCAGUGUCACAACGAUGCCAGCAGAGGACAGCAUUUCCCAGCAGUAGGGAGAGUCUUGGACUUGACUCUCCCUGAAACAUGUUCCUCCCCACCAGAAAACAAACACUCUGCCAUUUGUUUCCCUUUCUGUUCUCUGUAUAAGCUGCUUAGUAGAAAGCAAGAGGAAGAGAGACUGGUUCCUCACUGAAGAAUAGGACAAAGACAGUAGAAAAAAAGUGUGUCCCCCCCACCCCCCAAAAAAUAUGACCUAAAAAGUAACCUGCUUAGAAUGGCUUCAGUAGAAUCUCAGUCAGUAUACACAUGCUUAAUCUGGCCACUUUCAAUGUAUUUCCUGGUUAGCCAAUAUUGUAAAUAUGCUUAUUCAAAGGGCCUUUUAAUGCAGACAAACACAUUUAUGUCAUUAAAGUUCAAACUUAAUCAGAUGUAGUACUUCUGGCGAGUCACUGUUCCUCAGUGAGGGUGAUCUAUUAUCUAAUAUGUGAACACUCUUUUUGAUGAUGUAAUGAUUUUGUGUCUAUAUGCAACUUCUCCCAAAGAUCCCUGAUCUAGAGAGUCACUAAAACCACUUAUUGAUAAACAACUAUAUUUUAUAUACACCUGCUUGUUAGGGCCAUAUUCUGUAGAAUCUGUGGUGUGCCAUCAUAAACAGUAUGCACAGUUACUAGACAUUGAUGUUUUGUUCUUUUCUUUGUGCAAAGGAGGUAAAAAGUUAGGUUUGGAUUUUCUUGUUUGAGUUUGAUGAUGGAAGUUCUGUGAAGCCAAAUUGUCAUGUAAUAAGUUUCCGCACAUUAAUCUCAAUACACAAAAAAUUGUGUGAGCUGUCAUGUUUCCAUGUUGUCACUAAAAAAAAUAUAUAUAUAUAUAUAUAUCUUGAGCAAGUCCAUUCUGUUCCAUUCUGAGCUUAUUACUUAGGAUCUUGUGUAACAACAAUCAUAGAGGGGGCAAGUAGUGUCAUGCAUGCAGUAUUAAUAUUUAUUGAACAGACUGUUGUGAUCCUAUGAUUAUGUCAUUUUUAGUAAUGUGUCCACACUUUGAUAACACCUGUCUUAUAAAUGGAUUUGUGUAAGUGCUUCAGAUUAUAAGGACAAUUAAAACAACAACAACAACCUCCAAAUGAA
Oreochromis aureus is the source of this 1911-nucleotide messenger RNA. RefSeq names its product UBA_like_SF and PTH2 domain-containing protein. Gene Ontology annotation, cellular component: mitochondrion; cytosol. The record is from RefSeq and is a predicted model, not a curated record. Gene Ontology annotation, molecular function: peptidyl-tRNA hydrolase activity; protein binding. The coding region runs from base 202 to 756 and encodes 184 amino acids. The transcript has 7 exons. NCBI's taxonomy places the organism in Eukaryota, Metazoa, Chordata, Actinopteri, Cichliformes, Cichlidae.